Messenger RNA from Mytilus californianus (California mussel), 1023 nucleotides. RefSeq names its product ankyrin-2-like. Gene Ontology annotation, molecular function: protein binding. The record is from RefSeq and is a predicted model, not a curated record. NCBI's taxonomy places the organism in Eukaryota, Metazoa, Mollusca, Bivalvia, Mytilida, Mytilidae. The coding region runs from base 1 to 1023 and encodes 340 amino acids. The transcript is spliced from 8 exons.
AUGGAUCUGAAUAAAAUGAUGUCUGCUAAUAGAUUUACACCAUUGUUGUUUGCUGUACAGAACGGAUAUCUUGAUAUUGUCAAAUACCUGAUCAGUGUAGGCUGUGAUAGAGAAGCAGAACAAAAGACUGGAUUAACACCAUUAUCGGUUGCUGCUUUCAAUGGACACCUGGAUAUAGUCCAGUACCUGUUCACAGUUGGUUGUGUUAGAGAAACAAAAUCCAAAGAUGGAAGAACUGCACUACAUGUGGCUUCUCAGUAUGGACAUUUCCAUGUUACCAAAUGGCUGAUAGAAGAAGGAGGAAUCAGUCCCGUGGUUUUGACAUAUAAGGGUAAAACUCCUUUCCAGCUGGCUGCAGAAAGAGACGAACAAGAUUCUAGUGAAAAAAGAAAAGAAAAGAACGAAAUAAUGGACUUUCUCAAGACUGUCAUGUCAACAGAAAAGCAAAAAGUCAGCUCAAAAAUCCCACAGCAGAAAGGUCUUUUACAAGUCUCCACAGGCCCUAAUGAAGAAGUACAGAUCUUUUCUGAUAAGGAAUUUAAAGGUCUGGUAAAAAGCGGGGCGUACAGAUGCUUUUGGAAUAGAAUUUUUUUGACUGGUCCAUUUGGCGUGGGUAAAACGAGUUUAGCCAAAAUGUUGGUUGGAGACGAGGCUCCAGAGGAGCGGAAAUCUACGGAUGGAUCCAUAUUGAACGCAACAGUUCAAAGCUUACUUAGGAGUAAAGAAGUGACAGCUCCAUCAGAUGCUUAUAAAUCAAUUGAUGACAUAGAAAAUACGGGUGCAGUAAAACAUAGCGAGGAGACGAAGACUCAAGAUCCUGUAACCUCUAUUUCGGAUGCAGGUGCAGUAAAACAUAGCAGGAACAUGUCAGACCCAGGUGCACUUAAAUCUCAGGACAAUAUUCCACAUGCUGUCAAAAAGAAGUCAAAGCUCAAAACUUUCCUCGAUAUCCCAAAUCGAAUACAGAAAGCAUUUAAAGGUACAGCUGUGUUAUCAUUAUGUGUGAAUAUGCAAGUGAAUUGA